Loxodonta africana (African savanna elephant) is the source of this 1544-nucleotide messenger RNA. Its product is annotated as olfactory receptor 11G2-like. Gene Ontology annotation, cellular component: membrane. The transcript has a single exon. Gene Ontology annotation, biological process: G protein-coupled receptor signaling pathway. The record is from RefSeq and is a predicted model, not a curated record. The coding region runs from base 570 to 1544 and encodes 324 amino acids. Gene Ontology annotation, molecular function: G protein-coupled receptor activity; olfactory receptor activity. Lineage: Eukaryota; Metazoa; Chordata; Mammalia; Proboscidea; Elephantidae.
AGUUUCAUCAACAAGCAUUUCAUUCCUGAUCGAUCAGUGGGAACAAGCAGUUCAUAAGCUCAGUUAAGUAAUUAUGAGGUGCAGAUGUGAAUUUGGAAGAUCUGUGUCUGACUUUGUCAUAGAUACACAAGGGAGCAUCCAUGAGUUGUAUCUAAGUCAUAUGAAGAAGGAUUAUUACUUGCAGUGAGCCAUUUUCCUGAACACAAAAGGCAAAGGGAUUUCUUUAACCAUGGCUGUUUUCUAGGAUAAAAAGAUACAGGUAAAAUUCAACAUUGUCAGGUGAUAUAUAUAUGUAUUCUACUAAGUGUAAGUCUAAUAUAAAUACCUCUACAACACUCUACUUCAAGAGUUUAUCAGAUCUGACCAAAAGUUUACUUGAGCCCACAGUGAAAAUGUGAAUGAGAGCAAAAAAGCAAGCUAGGAAAUAUUUCAGUAUUGAAUAAAAACAGCAGCAAUUGAUACUUAAUUCUUUAUUUUCUUUCCCAAGGUGCUUCAAAUGUAAAUUUGGGUCCCCAUCUGUCUUUACACUGUUACUCAGUAUUUCCUGGUCUCUUACACCUCACAGACACAUGAAAAUCUUCAACACCCUCAACAACUCCAACACCAUUGAUGGCUUCAUCCUCCUGGGCUUCCCUUGCCCCAGGGAGGGUCAGAUCCUCCUCUUUGUGCUCUUCUCUAUUGUCUAUCUCCUGACCCUCAUGGGCAAUGGUUCCAUCAUCUGUGCUGUGCGCUGGGAUCAGAGACUCCACACACCCAUGUACAUCUUACUCGCCAACUUCUCCUUCCUCGAGAUCUGCUAUGUCACCUCUACUAUCCCCAACAUGUUGGCCAAUUUCCUCUCUGAGACCAAGAUCAUCUCCUUCUCUGGGUGCUUUCUCCAAUUCUACUUUUUCUUCUCCCUGGGUUCUACAGAAAGCUUUUUCUUGGUGCUUAUGGCAUUUGAUCGAUAUCUUGCAAUCUGCCGGCCUCUACACUAUCCAACCAUUAUGUCUGGACGUCUCUGCAACAAACUUGUGGUCAGUUGCUGGAUAUUUGCUUUCCUCUGGUUCUUGAUUCCUGUUAUCAUCAUUUCCCAAAUGUCCUUUUGUGGAUCCAGGAUUAUUGACCACUUCUUAUGUGACCCAGGUCCUCUUCUAGCACUCACUUGCAAAAGAACUCCUGUGAUGGAGUUUCUCUUCUCCACAUUAAAUCCUCUCCUCAUUAUUAUUCUCUUUUUCUUCAUCAUGGGGUCCUAUACUCUGGUCCUGAGAGCUGUACUAAGAGUCCCCUCAGCAGCUGGAAAAAGAAAAGCCUUCUCUAUCUGUGGGUCUCAUCUGGCUGUGGUUUCACUUUUCUAUGGCUCAGUACUGGUCAUGUAUGGGAGUUUAUCAUCUCAGCAAGAAGAUGGAAUGCAGAAAAUUGUGACCCUGUUUUAUUCUGUUUUGACCCCACUCCUUAACCCUGUGAUAUAUAGUCUCAGGAACAAAGAUAUGAAAAGAGCCCUGCAGAAAUUUCUGGGAAUACAAAAAACAGUGUUAAUCAAAAAGACUUUUGAACAAUAUUAA